GACCGUUUGAAAGCUCGAACGCCUUCUUUGCUACACGAAUGGUGACUGGGUUCUGCCAGUCCAAUGCCUCAUCUUGCCCUUCUCCUCUCCCCCUGAAACCCUAACACCACAAGUCGCUCCUCCAUUACUUGCCCUUCUCUUCCUCCGCCAUGGCCUCCGCGCUGGUGCGAGAGGCCCCGCCGCCUCCGGUGAUCGGCAAGGUCGGGAGGUACACAGUGUUCAUCACCCCUCCGCGCACCCCGAAACCUUCCGAGGCUCUUGAACCCCAGAGCGCCAGCCUUGGAAAGGUGGCUCCUUUCCCGGAGAAAGCUACCUAUUCGCCGUCCCCGAAGCUCCCCGAGACUCCCAGGUCCCAGAGCGCCAGCCCUGGAAAAGUCACCCCGUUGCCGGAGAAGUCUGUCCCUUCGCUGUUCACGGUGCCGGCAUCAAUGCCCCCGGUGCAGGUCCCCCCGCUGCAGUUCGAUAAGCCGGCGACCAAGUCGUCCGGGUCCGUGUUCGGAUUCUUCUGGGACGCCGUCGCUAAAGUCCAAGAUGUGCAUUCAAGCUUCGAUGAGCGCUUGGCGGAUUGGUUUGGAUUGGACCAGUCGAAGUAUCAGUGGGCGUUGAACGAUUACUACGAGAAUAAUGGAAAGGAGAAGAAAGUUGGUAAACCAAAGGAGGUUGUCAGCAAAGAGCUAGCUGCCUGAUAUUUUAAUAAUUAGGAAAGCUUCUCCAACAUCGAUGUGGGAAUUAUGAAGACCGAAGACGUAUAUGGUUAAACACCAAGCGUAUGACAGUGGCCAUGCUCACGUGAGCCUUCCUUAAUGACUGUAGUGCUGCUACCAUAUAAUGCCAUCAUGCAGAUUUCUCAGAUAUAGGGUCCAAUCAUGGAGGCGAAUAUUUUUGGCAACUGGAUAUGUUACCAAGUCUGUACUUUCACCUGGUGGCAUUUUUGUGCAUGCACUUGGUAAACCAGUCAUCAAAAUUAUUACAAUUGCAAGCAAUCGUUUUCUCUGCC
Musa acuminata subsp. malaccensis (wild Malaysian banana) is the source of this 997-nucleotide messenger RNA. Its product is annotated as proline-rich receptor-like protein kinase PERK9. NCBI's taxonomy places the organism in Eukaryota, Viridiplantae, Streptophyta, Magnoliopsida, Zingiberales, Musaceae. The record is from RefSeq and is a predicted model, not a curated record.